GUUACACCCGAACAAGAAAUUCAACUCGCCCGAAUCAUUCAACAAGGUGCCCAACUACAAGGAUCCCGAGUCGAACUCGAAAAUCAACUGGGACGUAGCUGUACCAAGCAAGAAUGGGCGGAUAAGGUCGGAUUAUCCAACAAGGAACUACGCCGAGUUGUGAACGAUUAUCGAAGGGCCAAGCACGAUCUCGUUACGGCCAAUCUAGGACUCGUGCACGCCGUUGUCAAUCAACAAUAUGGGAGUCUCAAAACACACACGGGGAUUACUAAAGAAGAACUCAUACAGGAAGGCAGUUUGGGAUUGUUGCGCGCGGCCGAAUUGUUUGAUCCCGAGCGAGGACUGCGAUUCAGCACUUACGCGGUAGUGUGGAUCAAGGGCGUGCUCAGCAAUUCGCAUCUUCCCGAACUUGUCCGACUCCCAGCCCGGGAAAAGACCAAGUGGAACAAAAUUCAAACCAUUCAACGCGAAGUAGAAACAGCCAACGGUGUGGUCCCCACCGUAGAGGAACUGGCUACCCUGACCGGCAUGACCGUGCAGGAGGUUGUGCAAACCACGCGGCGAAUGCAACAGGCAAGGUCCAUACUGAGUUUGGAUUUUGAAUACUCCUCGCACUCGCGCAGUGGUGCCGACACCGCAACGUCCUCGGCGGCACUGGCGAACCAGGAAUGCCCGGAAGACGCCAAACUCGCAGCCCGUACCCAACUUCAGGCUGAUGUCAUUGCUGCCAUGGCACGUAACUUGGACGCUCGAGAGGCUCGUCUACUGCGAUUGCGAUACGGUUUGGCGGACGGACAAACACGUUCGUUGGCCGAAUGUGCCGACGCCAUGGGAUUAUCACCAACCCGGACCCAACAAAUAGCUCAAACUUGUUUGAGCAAACUCCGACAAGCGGCUGAAGCCGAGUCCCUCGAAGAAUAUUUGCUGACAAUUGCUUAG
This is a messenger RNA of Phaeodactylum tricornutum CCAP 1055/1, 939 nucleotides long. RefSeq lists its product with no specific name. The annotation marks the transcript as partial. The record is from RefSeq and is a predicted model, not a curated record. The transcript has a single exon. Gene Ontology annotation, molecular function: DNA-binding transcription factor activity. Lineage: Eukaryota; Bacillariophyta; Bacillariophyceae; Surirellales; Neidiaceae. Gene Ontology annotation, biological process: DNA-templated transcription initiation; regulation of DNA-templated transcription.